AUACUUGAGCUGUUUUUCGGCCGGAAUUGAUGCCAGAUCUCGCCGUAAAAUUACACUAAAUUACAUUAGCUAAUGCCCUUCCCAACCCUAAACCUAACAUUACAAUAAAGAAAAAAGUAAUUAACUGUUGUCAGUGAGACAAAAAUGAUGCGGUAUUGAAGUGCGCAUGCCCAGUGGAGGUAGCUGUGUCCCUUCUAGCCGAAACCGCGACCAACACGACUUUUUUCUUUCUGUUGCGAAUUAAAGAAACAAACAUACAGAUAUGUCUGUGGAUUGGUUUGGUUAUGGUUAUGCAGCUCUUAUAACGAUAGGGGGGAUUAUUGGUUAUGUUAAAGCAGGUAGUGUCAUGUCUUUGACUGCUGGGCUCCUGUUUGGCAUCGCAGCGUUUGUUGGCGCUUAUCAGAUGUCAAGAAAUGACAAAGAUAUCUGGGUUUCGUUGGGCACCUCUGGAUCACUGACUGCUGUAAUGGGAGCAAGAUUUCUAAGUUCAUGGACAUUUAUGCCAGCUGGACUCAUGACAGGGGCGAGUUUGUUGAUGUUCGUGAGGAUAGGUGUAAAAAUACUACAGACUUCACAAAAGAAGAAAACGUGAAGGGCACAGCCACACUGAAAUAGUUUCAUUUUCCAGUCCAGUAGUUUUUGGACUGGAACAAGUUAUUUCUCUUUAUGUGCUGAUUUUGAUACGAUCCAAGUGCAUUUAUUAUUUCAUUUGUAUACAUUUAUGUGUUUUUCUGGCCAAUAAAUGCCUUGAUGGUCGACCAAACAUUUGUUCCAAAUGUUCAAACGAGUUUAUAUACUUUUACCUACAGGGGGCGCCGAGAUCUUUUAUAAAACCUGUAUUUUUUAAACCAAACCACACAAAUGG
Messenger RNA from Triplophysa rosa, 865 nucleotides. RefSeq names its product transmembrane protein 14Cb (gene tmem14cb). Gene Ontology annotation, biological process: regulation of heme biosynthetic process. Bases 263 to 592 code for a protein of 109 amino acids. Gene Ontology annotation, cellular component: mitochondrial membrane. The transcript has 4 exons. Lineage: Eukaryota; Metazoa; Chordata; Actinopteri; Cypriniformes; Nemacheilidae. The record is from RefSeq and is a predicted model, not a curated record.